AUGGCGUCUCCCGACCACCUGUUUGCCCUUCGGAACAACUUCUAUCUGGGCGCGUACCAGGCCGCGAUCUCCAGCGCCGAGCAGCUCCGCAGCCUCUCGGCCGAAGAGGCCGACGAGAGGGAUUCCCUCGUUUACCGCGCUUACAUCGCCCAGGGAUCCUAUCAGGCACCGACGAUGCGACUUGCCUGUCAUUGUUUCCCUAGAACUUCCGAUCUCGCUCUCUGACGUGUUCUUCGCUUUCCGUGCAGCUUGCGAUCCAGGACAUCAGUGACUCAGCAUCCACCUCCCUUCAGGCCGUCAAAUUUCUCGCUAGAUACCUUGAUCCUACAGAGAACAAGGUUGGUUGAUUUACUUGUAUCCCGAUCACGAUCACGUGGCAGUUCUCGCUGGCGGCGCAGUUUACAUUUUGGCCUAUUUCACUUUCAUUUAUUUUUCGUCAGAUCUCUUGGAAAAUUCUCGCAUCUAUUUAACUUUUCCGUUCUACCAUGAAGUGGCUCUGGGGAAUUAUGUGUCUCGGUGGAAAUGGGGAUGGAUCGCAGGAUGUAUUUCUUUUUCUGUCGUCAUUCAGAAGACCAAAAGAAAGAAAGAAUCAGAGUUUAUUGGAAAAAUAUCCUUAGAUGAUGGCUUCCAAGGUUUACACUACGGCUUUCAGUUUUACGACAUGUCUGGAGUCUGAAGAGAGGUUCCUUUUCUUUGAGGGUUAGCUGUGUUGACAGGCUUGUACGAUAUAAUAUUUAAUGAUUUCUGUGGGGUAUACUUGGAUGUUGCCCUGUUUAUUGAUUUUGUUGGAAGACUCUACAUUUUACUUUUAUCAUUCCCUUGAAUCACCAAGCGAAGAAACCUAAAAACAUCCUAAAUUGCUAUUUUUUUGUCCUUAAUCAUUUGGUUGUGCACAGAUUCAUCACGUCUUGGUUCCCGUUACACAACAUAGCUUUCGUUGGAAGACUAUCUUGCCCUUUUUUGAUCUAAUAUUUCAUGCUACAUUUGUUUACCAGACUUUCAGUUCAUGGGUUUUAACUUCCAAAAUAAGUCAUGAUUCUAAUGCACUGAAAUUCUAAGUUGAUUUCAUUGUGUUGCUCAAAACUUUUGUGUGCAUAAAAAUGGCUGAAUGUCAUAGCGAGGGUUUAGAUUUUGUUGUUCAAGUUAAUGCAUUUGCAGCAUGCUUAUCUGCAUUGAUGGUUAAAUAUGCUUUUAGAAAAACUUAUUACUCUCAGAAGUAUAGAAGCACAUAUUUUGCCAGUGAUGGGAUCUCUUUAAAGUAAAAACAUGUAAUAUUUCUAUAUUCAAUGAUGGAAAGAAUGGUGCAGAGAUAGUUGCUAGUUUAUGUUGAAGGUUCAACAGAAAUCCGAUUGUCAAUUCUGAUGAUCAGACCAGAGUGUAAAAGAAAAAGAGCUGAUGAAGAAGUGGCUAAGUAUUACAUAUUUGAAACACCAUGCAAAAGAGAAUUGUAUAUGGUUCAUUUUGUGGGUCACGUACUUAAGGAAGUUAAUCACAAAAAUUAUUAUAAGGUAGCGGUUCACUUACAUAGGUUUUAUGGAUCUUCUAAUGGUCAGUUAUUCAAGUAUUCGUCAAGUUGGAAAGAUAAUGGGUUUAUAGAACAAGAUUUAUCUUCUAAUGAUCAUCCAUUGGCCUUCUGUUAAGAUGUUGGAGAAUUUUAUAGAACAAGGUUUAUCACCUCCUGGCUAUUUAUGUGUUCUGUGUACCUGUUGAGGGGCCAUGCAAAGGAAUCAGAUUUCAAGGUCAGUCAACGUUCAUCCAAAUUACAUUGGGCAUUCUUCAGUUAACAGUUAUAUCCGGGGCAGCAUUUGAACGAUCUCUUUUCGUGCUGACCAACUGUGAUAUGCCACCAAUUUGUCAAAAUAAAGAACGAUAUGAUAACUUCCUGCAUGUGUUGAAGGUCAUACAUUGCAGGUGAUCGUAUCAUGACAAUGUGCCAUUGUCCAUUUGUGACAUUUUCUAAGCACUUAUUUGCACGAAAAUUCUGAUUUUUAUUGGAUGUACGUUUCAGCUGAAUUAAUAAUUGUCAGUACGCUUGUCAGCCUGCUCCAUAAACUUGUCCUUAGUUUUUCAUGUCAGGAAGAGUACUUACUUGGGAUAGUAAUAGGUAAGGAUUUCAGUAUUCUUCUCCCUCACCCUUAGUAAACCUUUUUUCGCAAUUGAGACGACCACUUAGACUUAGAUGGUAACAAAUCGCUUCUCAGACGAGUCACCUAAAACCUGAAAAAGUUUCCACCUUGCCUGGUAGUAGAAUUUGCCUUUCUAAACAGUUACUCACGAAGUGGCUGAAAGCUUGGUCAUCUGGAGGUGGGAUGGGUUUUGAUUACUAGAAUGGACUGAAUGGGGGCUACUGGUUUUGGGCUGCUUGAAAGCCAUAUAUCUCCAUAGAAUCGGGUUCAAUGUGGCAGCUGGGCCUACAGAUAAGAGCUGGAUAGGGCUUUUGGAGCCAUAUGCUUUCUCUACAAUCCUUCUUCAUAAUUUGCUAUAGAAGAUUUUGAAGCAUGUCGUGCCGUCUGUUGAGCAGAGAACUGGUCCACUAACCAUCAAUAAAUUUUAGAACUGUAUUUGACUUCUGUUCAUAUUGUUCUACUUCUAGGAAUGAUCUUCACCAUGUGCAUUACAUAGUUCUACGUCAAUCUCGGACAACCUUUAGAGUUGUGUUGCUGACAUUCUGGUCACUACUUCAACUGGUUUAUGAUAUCAAUUUACUGGAUCAUGCUAUCUUCGUAGACGUUCUUAUCUUUUUGCGCAAUCAAAUGUGUCAAACACUGUUAUUAUUACUGUUGUCUAAGGUUGCUAUGGUUUUUCCAUGAGGUCAUAUGCAUAGUCUGCCUUUGUUGGACCCUCCGAUAGAAAGAGAUAAUGCCUGAAAUGAUUUUUAAUUUGUAAAUUAUUUAACGUAUUUGCACUAAAUUUCUUCCAGUUCAUGCUCUUCCUUGAGCAUCUUACCCUGAAAAUAUUGACAUUCAUCAUCUGUUCUAAACAGGAAGCUGUGAUUUCAAGCGUUAAAGAAUGGCUGAAUGAUCCAGCCAUUGGAAAUAAUUCUGUGCUACGGUUGGUUGCGGGGAUUAUAUUUAUGCAUGAACAGGACUACAAUGAGGCGCUGAAGCAUACCAAUGCUGGAGGAACCAUGGAACUGUUAGUCCGAAAGACUAUUUAUUUUUUAUUUUAUUUUGAUACUAGAGUAAUAAAAGAAAAGUUAUGAUACUUCAGGCUCAUAUGUUUGUAGAAAAGGAUACUUUUUCCUCUUUUAAAUUCUCUGUAAUCAAUCAUUUCUUAUAUGUUCACAGACAUGCACUCAACGUGCAAAUAUACCUGAAGAUGCACAGGGCUGAUUAUGCAGAGAAGCAACUUAGGAUCAUGCAACAGAUUGACGAAGAUCACACACUGACUCAACUGGCGACUGCUUGGCAUGACCUUGCUGUGGUGGGCCCUCUUUUAUUUUUUUGGAAAUAUAUAUAUGUGAACUAUAACUUUAUAAGUAUAUAUAUAUCUUUCUGUGGCUGAUUCUUCUCUCUCUCUCUCUCUCUCUCUCUCUCUAUAAUCGUAGGGCGGCUCGAAGAUCCAGGAAGCCUACCUAAUCUUCCAGGACUUCUCAGAAAAAUUUCUAAUGACUGGGCUGGUCUUGAAUGGAAAGGCUGUCUGCUGCAUGCACAUGGGCAACUUUGAUGAGGCUGAAACCUUGCUACUGGACGCCUUAACCAAGGUAAUCCAUUGUUUAUUUUUGGUAACUUUAGAAUUCAUGACGAUCCAUCUGACUAUUUAUCUGGUCGAUAUAACACAGCUUUAAGCUAAUUACUGUGCAUUUUGUGCAGGAUCCAAGGGAUCCAGAGACACUGGCCAACUUAAUUGUCUGCAGUCUACAUCUUGGGAAAUCAUCUACACGCUACCUCAGGUAAUUUCGAUCCAUCUAAUCCCCAAUCCAAAGUGGGAUCUAAACACUGAAUCAUAUGCAUAUAUAUUCACACUGAAUUUUUUAAAAAAAUAUCUGGCCUAUUUUUCUUGGUUUUCUGAGUAUGGUUUCGGCUCCCGUAACUCCUCCAGCCAGCUGAAGCUGCACCAUUCUAAGCACAUGCUUGUGAAGCGCCUCUCGGCCGCAGAGGAGGCCUUUGAGCGGGCCCUCCAGAGUGUUGCAUGA
Molecule: messenger RNA, 4135 nt
Organism: Spirodela intermedia
Lineage: Eukaryota; Viridiplantae; Streptophyta; Magnoliopsida; Alismatales; Araceae
Source: the annotation of a GenBank genome assembly